AUGGUGCUUCCGUUCAAUACCACCGAAGCCAACACGGGCCGUGCGGCCCCGCUGCCGACGGCUCCCCCGAUGGCCUCGCCCGCCGACGGUGGCCAGUUCGUGGACUUCCUCGUGCUCGGCAACAAGGAGAACUAUCUCGUGCGGGCCGAACGGAAGGCCAUCCUCGACUCGAACACCGGGCUGGCACAGAUUUUGGCGAAUUCCGGUGGCCCCGGUGGCAAGUGUGUCGUGCGUGACGUGAACCGAAACAACUUCGAGACCUUUCUACGCUAUCUUGAGACCCGGUUCAUCAAAUUCGUCUCCCCGACACACACGCUCGAAAUGCUCGUGCUGGCCACACGCUACCAGUGUCCCCAGCUGGAGAUCCACUGUGUGAAGGAGCUCGAUCUGAACCUGAACGUUGACCACGUGCUGGAGGUGUACCGAGCCCUUUGGUUCUACAACUCCGUGCCAUCGGCCGCCGUUACACCGAAUUCCGGAGCGGCUCGACGCAGAACUCGCUGCUGCCCGACCCGGCGCAACAGGGAAGCCAAUGGGGCGGCUCGUGGGCCGGUAACGCCCGAGGAACACUUUGCCGCGCUGCUCGCCAACUGCCUUCAGCUAAUCGAUAUGCACGCGGAGCAGGUGCUCUCACAGGAGGCCAUGAUGGCCCUGCGUUUCCCGGAGCUUGAGAUGAUCGUGAAGCGGGAUGCCCUGCAGCUAUCGUCCGAAACUGUCCUGCUCGAUCUGCUCGCUCGCUGGAGUCUGGAGGAUUGCAAGCGCAAAAACAUAGACCCGACGGCCGAGAACCGCCGCCGUGCAUUGGGGGCACUGUGCUACGCGCCCCGCUACCUCACGAUGAGCCGCCGUGAGUUCGAGGGUGCCCGGGAGCGCAUCGAGCUGCUCGAUCCGAUCGAGUCGCAGCUUGUCGGUGACAUAUUGAUCCGCUCGGCCGGUGGGAAGCAACAGUCGUCCCGCAAGGCGGCUGGCCUCACGCCAGAGCAGCAGGCUCUGGUGGCCCGAUUCCAGGCCCCUCGGCCUGCCUUCGCUCUGCUUCCGAUACCACUCAGUGCCCGCAGCCAACCGCGCAACUACCCGAAGAAGAUGCGCAAGGCCGCCGAAGAGGCUGAGCGGGAACGCGACGGAACCGGCAAGAAGGGUUGCUGUGAUCGACUCCUGCUCAACUGCCUGUCCGUGUUUGCCUGCAUCUUCGACUAG
Molecule: messenger RNA, 1197 nt
Organism: Anopheles coustani
Lineage: Eukaryota; Metazoa; Arthropoda; Insecta; Diptera; Culicidae
Gene: axed
Exons: 3
Coding region: 1-1197 (398 amino acids)
Biological process (GO): neurogenesis
Cellular component (GO): cytosol
Source: RefSeq, a predicted model, not a curated record